AAUUGUUAUUGAUAUGGAAAGAGUUCACUGUUAAAACAGGGGACGAUAGGAAAGCAUCAAAAACUGCGAUCCUUGCUAGCCUGUUGGCACUUGCAGGAGUGGCCGUCUUGGGUUCAAGCUUAUACUACUAUAAAUGGGGGAGGAAGACACCGCAGGAAGCAACAGAGGGACAUUGGCAAGGAGCUUUGUUGUAUGAUUUGGGUCCUCCAAUUAGCACACAUGCACGGAUGGAUGGAGGAAGUCAGGUAGAUGAUCAUGAAUUUCCAUGGAUUGAUUUGGUAACCAUACAAUUUGCCACCAAUAACUUUUUGGAGGCAAAUAAGCUUGGACAAGGUGGAUUUGGCCCUGUUUACAAGGGUGUGUUGCCUGAUGGAAAGGAAAUAGCAGUUAAAAGGCUUUCGCGAAGCUCCGGACAAGGCCUAGAUGAGUUUAAGAAUGAAGUUAUAUUGAUUGCGAAACUUCAACACAGGAAUCUUGUGAGGCUCCUGUAUUGCUGCAUUGAAGGAGAGGAGAAGCUGCUCAUCUACGAGUACAUGCCCAACACCAGCCUUGAUGUCUUUCUCUUUGAUUCGAACAAGCGUGCUCAACUCAACUGGGAAAAACGCCUUCAAAUUGUUGGUGGAAUUGCACGGGGCCUUCUUUAUCUUCACGAGGACUCUCGCCUCAGAAUCAUACAUAGAGACUUAAAACCUAGCAAUGUUCUGUUAGAUCAUGAAAUGAAUCCAAAAAUUUCAGAUUUUGGCAUGGCGAGGAUUUUUGGAGGAAACCAAAGUCAAGGGAGUACUAAAAGAGUCGUCGGAACUUAUGGAUACAUGGCUCCUGAGUAUGCAAUUGCAGGGUUGUUUUCAGUGAAGUCUGAUGUGUUUAGCUUUGGCGUCUUACUGCUAGAGAUCGUAAGCGGGAAAAAGAACAGCAAUCUACAUUUCCCCAAAGAUGCCCAGAGCCUCGUCACUUAUGCAUGGACAUUAUGGUGUGAAGAAAAGUCCUUGGAAUUGAUAGAUCCAUUGAUCACAGAGGCAUGCCCCACUGAAGAAGUGCUGAGAUGCAUUCAUAUUGGGCUAUUGUGCGUUCAAGAAGAUGCAGCAAACCGGCCCACCAUGUCAUCUGUAGUUGUUAUGCUGAAAAGUGACCCAAUGACACUACCCCAACCCACACAGCCAGGAUUUUUUGUAGGGAGAGUUGUCACUGAUUCGAAUAAACUUUUGGGAGGUGCCAACCCAUGUUCUAACAAUGAAGUAACCAUCUCUAACAUUGAGCCAAGGUGACCAUACAGAUGGGAUCAAACUACAUGCUCUAUUGGAUUUCGGUAUGAUUAAGGUGCAAUGUUCUGACAGUGGUUCCUGACUGCCCAUUCAAAAAUAUAGAUUAUGUGUCCAAGAACAUGCAGCGAACAGGCCCACCAUGUCAUCUGUAGUUGUUAUGCUGAAAGGUGACUGAAUGAAACUACCCCAACCUACGCUGCCUGGAUUUUGUCAUUGAUUCAAAUCAACUAUCAGGAGGUGCCAAACCAUGUUCUAUCAAUGAAGUAACCAUCUCUAACAUUGAAACGAGGUGGCCAUAGAGAUGGGAUCAAACUCCAUGCUCUAUCGCAUCUCGGUAUAACUAAGGUGGCAAUGUUUUCAGCGUCGGCUCUCAAACGGCCCUUUAAAAAGAAUUGUAUGUGGACAAGUGUAUGUUAAGAUAUAUGCAUAGCUUAAGGAGUUUAUAAAUUUUUGUUAUGUUUCCCGUGGCAUCUACUUCAUAAUCAUAUUUUUAUGUUAUUUAAGAUUUC
Molecule: messenger RNA, 1771 nt
Organism: Magnolia sinica
Lineage: Eukaryota; Viridiplantae; Streptophyta; Magnoliopsida; Magnoliales; Magnoliaceae
Product: cysteine-rich receptor-like protein kinase 10
Exons: 6
Coding region: 228-1265 (345 amino acids)
Biological process (GO): protein phosphorylation
Molecular function (GO): protein serine/threonine kinase activity; ATP binding
Source: RefSeq, a predicted model, not a curated record